This is a messenger RNA of Rana temporaria (common frog), 1357 nucleotides long. RefSeq names its product SFT2 domain containing 1 (gene SFT2D1). Gene Ontology annotation, biological process: vesicle-mediated transport. The record is from RefSeq and is a predicted model, not a curated record. NCBI's taxonomy places the organism in Eukaryota, Metazoa, Chordata, Amphibia, Anura, Ranidae. The transcript is spliced from 9 exons. Bases 420 to 899 code for a protein of 159 amino acids. Gene Ontology annotation, cellular component: membrane.
CACAUGUGCAGCACCAGAGCAGUUGCAGACAACGGCUAAGCUUCCUUUGUCGAAAAUGACUAGGAAGGAGGCUUUACCAUUUGGUGCAAUCUGCAAUGUGUAACUCCAUAAAGUUUUUAGUUUCCACAAGCUUUUUGUGGGAAUGCAUAUAAAAUCCAUCUUACCCAUUUAAAGGUGCAGUCUUACUAAAGGACAGUUACAAUCAGCCAUUAAUUCCCGUUUACACGAAACUCUAAACUCUACUAUCUCGGAAACUGCUAAGAAGGUGACAGUCACGUGGUGGUGCAAUCACAUGACUUUUGUGCGCAGAGGGUUACAGCGCAGUCCCUGAGACUCCGGUAGUGACAGCGGAACAAGAGCGGACGGGCGAAGCGACAUAAGUGGUAUAGAGGACAUGGACAAGUUGCGCAGAGUGUUAAAUGGCCAUGAGGAUGAGGAGCGCGGGCUCACAACUCAGGAUUGCCAUCAACUUCAGAAAGGUUUUGGAUUCAACAUCGCUAAGUUUUGGCACACGUGUGAAGUGGUUUGCAGUAUUCUUUACAUUGGGAAUUGCAUUUUCAAUUCUAGGUAGUGCACUACUUUGGAUUCCUGGUGCUGGAAUAAAACUUUUUGCUGUAUUUUAUACACUAGGAAAUGUUGCUGCCUUAACCAGCACUUGUUUUCUUAUGGGACCGGUGAAACAGCUUAAAAAGAUGUUCGAAUCAACCAGACUUAUUGCUACUAUAGUUAUGUUGCUUUGUCUAAUUUGUACCUUAUGUGCCGUGUUUUGGUGGCAUAAGAAAGGUCUGGCACUCCUCUUCUGUAUCUUGCAGUUCCUGGCAAUGACAUGGUACAGCAUCUCCUACAUUCCAUUUGCAAGGGAUGCCAUCAUUAAAUGCUUUUCCAGCUGUUUGAAUUGAAUUGAAGACGGAUCAUUCUCACACCGCUUUUUGUGCAAAGCACAAAUCUAAUAUUUCAGUAAACAAGAGUUUUUUGUUUUGUUUUUUGUUUUGUUUUUUGUUUUUAUUAAUGGAUGCAUGUUCAUGAUAUGUUGGCUGUAGCUAUUCUCUUACAUCUGUUCUGGACAUUUCACGUAUUACUCCACAAUGUUUUUGACCAUUUUCAAACCUUAUACUAGUUUUAACAAACUUUUCAUUAAUCUGCUUUAAAAAAAAAUAGGUAAGAAAUUAACAAUAUAAAUAUUAAACGACUGUUGAAGAAAGUUCCAGCAUAUGUAAACAUCACUUUGUGCAACCAAUCAAAAUACUAGAUAAAAAUCUUCUGUGUGUAGUGGGAUGCUUCAACAUUAGUGGAGUAUAGAGUUAAUUUCUGACCAAGCAAUUCAAUAGAAAAACAAGAAAAUAAACGUUUAUCAGCA